This is a messenger RNA of Misgurnus anguillicaudatus (oriental weatherfish), 5002 nucleotides long. It is a transcript of the gene il23r, whose product is annotated as interleukin 23 receptor. The record is from RefSeq and is a predicted model, not a curated record. NCBI's taxonomy places the organism in Eukaryota, Metazoa, Chordata, Actinopteri, Cypriniformes, Cobitidae. Gene Ontology annotation, molecular function: protein binding.
CCGAAUUGGCACUAAGUGGCCUAAUGUGUGCCAAGAAAACAUCCCCCACACCAUUACACCAUUGCAUUAUUAAGAAAUUGAACAGGUGUUCCUAAUUAUCCUUUAGGUGAGUGUAUAUUGUUCAUUGCUAGUUCAUGAUAUCUAAAACUAAUACAAAACAAAUACAAUCUUAUUGUAAAGUGAUAUGAUAAUUAGAAUCAACAUGCAAACACAGCAAAUAUUAAUGAAGAGUACAAAUAAUAGUAAUAAUAAAAUGUAAACUACAACUUCUUUCAUAUUUUUAUAAUUAUUUAUUUAAAAGUUGUGGUUUUGUAUUUUCCUGUGGUUUAUAAUGUGUCAGUUUCAUAACUGUAAUUGUGGGACUAAUCUCAUUUCUUACUUUUUUGUUUCCAAACCUUUACAGUCAAUAACAGGAUGGCUCUUUCCACAAUUUAUGCAGAGUUUAAUAUGUUAUUGUUUUCAUUAAUAACAUUUUUACUAAAUAAGUCCUAGUAGAUUCUUUGUAUUACUCUGAAACUCAAGUUUACCACAAUGGGGCUUCCCCAGAAAUACUUUGAAUAUGAAGAUGGAAACUCAAAAAUGAUCACUCAAAGAAAUCUGGGGCAAGCAGGAAGGCUCUGUUUGUGGUGAUGCGAUCACACGGGUUGUCUUGCAUGAACGGGAACAUGUGCGAACGACAUGGCGCAGGUGUUUGAAAGCUUAAGCAUUAGAUGUGACUAUUAAAGCUUUGAGUCUCGUCGAGCAUGAUGGUGAGCAAGAAUUAUGGGAAUAACACAGGAGACAAACACCUUCAAAGACUGCACAUCACAUCUCCAAUUAACAUUAUGGUAUCUACACACUUUACAAGACAACUCUUCUUCAGAGGUCCAGCGUAUUAGGAGUCCAAAUUAGGUUUGCAGAUGUGGAAUGAAAUGCAUUCAAGACAAAGAUAUGACAACAUGACAUCUUUAUGACAAGCAUCUUGGACACGUUUGACUGUUGCGUGUGAGAGAAUCUAAGAAAAAACAGAUAUGGAAACAAAUAAUGGACACACUAUUUAUUAACCAUAGAGGCACAGGACGACAAAGGCAUGAUAUGGAUAUUUUCAUUGGAGUUUGCCAAGUGGUGUUCCUCCUACUUUUUAACCUCAACCUCUGUGGCUGCUAUAGAGUCGUUUGUGCUGGAAGGUUGAUAGUAGAGUCGGACAUCAUCCACAUGGGCACAAGCUUGACUGUACACUGCCAAUCAAGCACCGAACGCUGUGGCAGACAAUUUGCCAUAGAUAUCGAUGGACAGACAGUUUUUGAAAUAUCUAAUUGCUCUGUUAUAACAACUAAGAUAAUUGUCAAUCAGCCCAAUCCCAGGGUCCUCUGCAAGGUGAAGGAGAAUAAUAAUUGGCACCUAGUUUGCAGACAAAAUCUCAAGGCUGGCUAUCCACCAUCAAAACCAACAAAAUUUGCCUGUAUCACACAUCGACAUUCAGAGUAUGUGAACUGCUCUAUGGGAGUCUUAACUGAAACACAUUUAUUGACAAACUACACAGUACAAUUUAAGCAUGAAAGGACAUCUCAGUCCCUCCUGUAUGAAAUGAAAAAUGGUCACGUUUCUAUUCCACGAUCUGUGUUUAAUGAGACCAUGACGUACCAAGUUCAUGUUAAGGGUCGUAAUGCAUUAGGAGAGGCCAACUCUACUUUUACCUUCUCAGUUUUGGAUAGCGUGAUUCCAAGCACUCCAGAGAUAACAAAGGUUGAGUUUAAAAACCACUCCUUUAUAAUACACUGGAAGAGCGAUGAUGACCCUUCAGCGAAACCAGACCUAAGGUUCAGAAGCAUACACAAUAAUCAGGACUGGGGUCUGGGAUCAGUGAUAGAGCUUCAAGCUGGACUUAUACAAAUGCAGGAAAGCUUGGUGCCGUUUAUUCCCUAUCAGCUUGAGCUAAGAGUGUGUGUCACUUCAGCAAACUGCAGUAUGUGGAGUCGCACCUUCAAUAUAACCAUCCCUGGAAAAGCACCCUCAUCCAAACUUGAUGUGUGGAGAGUAAUUACGAAGAACACCAUGGACCAGCUUCAGGAUGUUACUGUGUUUUGGAAGCCCUAUACACCAGACAAUAACAGCGGAGGUUUGUUACAAUACAAGUUAUCUUAUAAAGAAAAAGGCAGAGUCCAUGAAUUGAACUGCUCAGCUCACGUCACUCAUUACACACUUCGGCUUUCUCUGAAAGUAACAGAGAUUAACGUCAGUGCUGUUACAUCCUCUGGCUCCUCCCCCUCAGCACCUGUCAACUUGUUAUAUACAGGUAAACCGGCCCCCAUCAUAACACAUUUAUCUCCAGCACCAGGGGGCGCUAUGCGUUUAGGUUGGGACUUAUCUCAUUACAGAGAGGGUUUGGAAAGAAUUAUGGGUAUUGUAAUCCAGUGGCAACAGAGCCCAAUGGCUUUACAAUGGAAGAGAUUAGGCAAAGACUACAAUAAUACAUUCCUGGAAGGUAUGCAAGAUGGUGUCUUGUAUAACAUUUCAUUAUAUAUUGAAGAAACCAGUGGAAUUUCAUACCCUGCAUUUCGUCAAGUUUAUUCAAAAGAAAAGAAGCCAUUAGGAGGUCCAGAUGUAUCAAUCAAUCCUGUAGGAGACAAGCACAUCCUCAUCGAAUGGAAAGAGUUAGAUCAAGAGAAACAGCGAGGAUUUAUCACACACUACACCAUUUACUUUCAAAGACACAAAAACAAGAUGCUCCUUCAGAACACAACGCUGCCGUCAGCAUUUCCUAGAUCUUUGAGUUGGAAGUUGCAGGAUCCGCUGGAAAGUUUUGAUGUCCUGGUCUCUGCGUGGAACUCUGCGGGUGAAGGACCCAAAGGAAAAGCCUCCACCUGCUAUAUUCACAGGAGCUUGACAUGUGGAAAGAUGUUUGAAAGAAAUAAGGAUACAGAUAAAAUGAUAGCUGGAUUUUGUUUGGUGGCUGCCGUUCCUAUGGUGAUCCUUGCAAACCUGAUGUACCUUAAAUGUGUACGGCAAAGAAUGAUGAAGAUGUGUAUGUCAAUGGGAGUCUCAUGGCUUUUUGAAAAUUUACCCAAAUUUGAUAAUAGCAAUGCUAUAAAACUACUUAAGGAUGAGAGUUACAGUGCAUGGGAAUCUCUUCCUUGGGACAAUGAUCCUCCCUUAACUCCUGUUGAAGAAGUUAAUCCAUCCUGGGAGAGGCAAGAUUCUUACCCAACUGUGCUUCAUGAAGAUGUCCCGGAAACACCUGUGGAGAGGCAAAGUUGUAUAGAAUGUCCCUAUAAGCCACAGAGAACAGAAGACGUCUAUGAGACAACAGAAGAAGAGGUAAAGGAGGACGACGAGGACCAGUUUUCCUUGCUGAUGUCUCCAUCACCCGUGCCUUAUGAUUUCAGUUGGGAUUUAACCAGCAUUCCUGUGAUAAAUAGCCGUCUCAAUAGCUUCUUAACUAUGGAUGGAGGUCUCGGAUCCUUAAGCGUUCUUGGAAGCUUCCUAUCAACCCCUCACCCACCCUCACAUAACGAUGAAGGAAUGGAGAAUGAUGGGAAGAAUGUGGAAGCAGAUGAGUUAGGACAGAGUUCUUUCAUAAGCCAAACUGUACACACUAGUGACAUGGAGAGCUGUCUGAUUAAUUCCAGUCCAUACUCCCCACAAGGGAUUUGUUUUAGGUUUUUAACGCCGGAAGAUGUUUAGGAGCUCUUUGUAAAGGAUUGCUUGGCAUAUGUCCUGUCAUCAGCAAACAUGCAUUUGUCUAAGCAUCGAUAAUCCUGACAUAGCAACAAUGCAAAAUGCUUGCCUUUUCAGUGGAAAUGGGGCAAGUACCUUUGAAAACAAACACAGGCACUUGCAGUGAAACAAACUAUGAGAUUUUUUUUGUGCUGUUAAAGGAAAUAUCAGCACUUUUGCAAUGCCUGGGAUGGGAGGACAGGAACUAACUGUUGUUUUGUACAAUGAUAUUUUAAUUCUGUGUGUGCUGAAAGAAACAGCAUAGGAUAAUGAAUUGUAGUUUAAGCAUUUUAAACUAAAUAACCUUGAAAACCUAAAAAACUUGAAGAAUGUUUUAGGACUUGCACAAAGUGACCAAAGAGGCUUGCACCAUGAUAUACGUCAAGCAUUAUUUUUUGAUGAUUUUAUAGCAACAAGUCUCUAUGGUGCAUAUUGCUUCUUUCAGAAUAAAUGGUACAAAAGUUCUCACUGGGAUGGUACCUUUUUAAAAGGUCCUAUUAUGUACUUUUGAGCAACAGAUAGGUACCUUGAGGUAACAGUAUAGGCAGUGGUUACCAACUCCCAAAAUAUUUCCACAUAUAAAACACUUGAUUCAAUUUAUCAGCUUGUUAGUGUGUUAAAGGUACAGUGUGUAGAUUUUAGCGGCAUCUAGUGGUGAGGUUGCAUAUUGAACCCUCUCUUUCGAAGCACAUAGAGAAGCUACGGUAUAGCCGACACAGGACAAACAUGUCAUUGUCUAAGACUUUGGCUCAUCGUAGUGACAAAUGCCCUCUGUAGAGCAGUUUGUCUGUUUAGGGCUACUGUAGAAAAAUGAUGCCGCAAAAUGGCGGCUUCCAUGUACGGGGACCCGUGGUGUAUGUAGAUAAAAACGGCUCAUUUUAAGGUAAUAAAAACAAUGUUAAUUUUAUAAGGUCUUUAUACAUCACUGAAAACAUAGUUAUCUAUAUUAUAUUGCAUUGCUGUCAAAAAAUCAUUCUAAAAUUUACAGACUGCACCUUUAAUAAAGGAAACAUUUCAAACAUUCUGGAAGGAGCUUGAUGAGUGGAAUCAGGUUUUUCAUAAUGAGACAUCCAAAACAUUCUGGGAUUGGGGCCUAAAGACUUGGGAGGUCGGAAUGUGAACCAUUGCUCUAAGGUACAAAAGUGUACUUUUUAAAAAUGUACCACCCCAGUGACAACUUUUGUACUUUCUUGUACUUUCUUUAUUCUGAGAGUGUAUUAAAGAUUUAAUCAAUCUGUACUUUUGGCUCUGUUUGCUGUAUAUGUGUUCAUGCUGAAAUUUGUAUUAAAGGGGACAUUUCACAAGA